Molecule: messenger RNA, 1963 nt
Organism: Thunnus maccoyii (southern bluefin tuna)
Lineage: Eukaryota; Metazoa; Chordata; Actinopteri; Scombriformes; Scombridae
Gene: apool
Product: apolipoprotein O-like
Exons: 11
Coding region: 93-1394 (433 amino acids)
Biological process (GO): cristae formation
Cellular component (GO): MICOS complex
Source: RefSeq, a predicted model, not a curated record
ACCAGUUCAGUCCAUUGGAUGGCAGUAGCUUACCGUGUUUGGACCAGUCCAAGCCGCUCACCGGAGCCUAAAGAAGAAGGAGGAGCGCUGUCAUGGCGGCCAAGGUGGUGAUGGUGGCCGUCCCGACGGUGCUGGGCAUAGCCUCCAUCCGAGUGUACACCGUGAGCGAAGUGUCCACUGAUGGGCUGAUAACUCGAGAAAAGCUGAACAUCUACAACCCGCUGCCACCCUCUACUCAGGUUCACUUUGUGCCAGAUAGACCUGGUGUUAUUGAGAGUGGCUUAACUACAGUGAGAGAGAGCAUACUACCCUUUGUCCAGGCUGUAAAGGGAGCCUGUGUCUCUGUGAAAAGGGGAAGUGUAAAUCUAUACCAUGCUGGAGAGGAUGUGUUCUAUUACUUGAAAGACCCUCCCCCAGGUUUCCUACCCAGAUUUGGCACCAUUACCAUGGCUGGCCUGCUUGGCAUGUUCCUGGCACGGAAAGGCUCUCGUUUCAAGAGGUUAGCAGUUCCACUGGGCCUGAUGAGUGCAGGAGCAUCAGUGUGCUACCCGGCUCAAGCAGUGGCCGUGUUUAAGGUGACGGGCAAGAAGGUGUAUGCUGCAGGGCAGUGGAGCAGCGCUGCCGUCUCUUCACUGCUCACCUCCAAGUCCCAGCAGCCUGUUGCCAAAGAGAUUGUUGCUUCACAACCACAGACGGCUACAGUGCCAAAUCCAGAGCCUGCAGUAGUUGAGGAGGCUCAGUCUGCCCCCUGCCAUGCCUCAGAGCCCAGCUCCACCACAGACAGCUCAGCCCAGAGCACUGCAGUCUCUGAGACUGAGGUGGAAUCAGUUGAGCCUGUUCCAGUCUCUGAUGAGCCCAUUGUCACUGUCAUAACAGAGGACGCGUCACCAGUAACACUCACAGAGAUAUGCCCUGACCAGGCCCCUACAGAGACCAACACAGAUCUUGCGGUACAAUCAGUGUCAGCAGAAACUACUCCUCCCUCCGAGGAACUGCCUGCCCCAGUUGAAAGUCAGGAGCCCUCAGCCUUAAAACCAGUAUCAGAUGAUGUCUCCACUGAAGCCAGCGCAGCUGAGCCCACACCGAGCUUAGAACCAGAGACUGUAGACCCUGCUCCGGUUGAGCCUGCUCCGGCUGAGGCCGCUCCUUCCACAGAGGAACCCGCUGCUCCAAAGACCUCAGAAGAGCCAGCAGCCGAGCCUGAACCUGCUGCUGAACCUGAGCCUGCUGCUGCUGUAGAGGAGACACCAACCCCGACACACACACCACCACCUCCUGAACAGCCUGCAGCAGAAAACAACAAAGGGGGCUCUGGUUUCAAGCCAGACCCAGCUCUCAUGGACUUUGGUCAGUCCAACCCAGAGGAUGAAGACCUGUACAGCACACGCAGCUGAGAGACCACAACGGGCCUCAGGAGAAAGCUCAUUCCCACACUGCCAUCACAUCGUAUCUCAUACAGAUUGACAAACACUCUGUAUAUCCUGCAAGUGUGAUCAUGCAGGCAAGAAGGCAUAGUUAAGAAGUCUUUCAUCAACAUUUCCGUUCUCAUUUCUUCUGCCCACAUCAUUUAUAUUUGCAAGGUCCAAGAACAGUUACAAGAUAGCGAGAAUGCAGUGAAUUCCAGUACGCAGAACUAGGUUAGUUUGCGUAAAAGAACAGAAGCGUGAAAAAUAAAUACACCCACAACUGUCGACAAGUCUUUUAAUUCACAGGUGGCAGAUUGUGUCAUUUUCAUCUUGUCUGUGUCGUUUAACAGAUACUGGCUUUUGUGCUGCGGUUGUCAUCGUCAUGAAUGCAUGGUGCUUUUAUUUAUUGUAAUUUAGCCCACUGCGUUGAUAAGCAGAAAAUAUUACACGUGCUAAUAAUCAUCACAAGAUGGACUAGUGCUGUUUCAUUUUGUUACAUCAAAAAUUGUCUUCCCUUGUUGAUUUAAGAACCUUAAUAAAUCUAUAUUUUUCAUGAA